Messenger RNA from Chrysochloris asiatica (Cape golden mole), 948 nucleotides. Its product is annotated as olfactory receptor 8H1-like. The record is from RefSeq and is a predicted model, not a curated record. Gene Ontology annotation, biological process: sensory perception of smell; G protein-coupled receptor signaling pathway. Gene Ontology annotation, cellular component: membrane. Gene Ontology annotation, molecular function: olfactory receptor activity; odorant binding; G protein-coupled receptor activity. The coding region runs from base 1 to 948 and encodes 315 amino acids. NCBI's taxonomy places the organism in Eukaryota, Metazoa, Chordata, Mammalia, Afrosoricida, Chrysochloridae. The transcript has a single exon.
AUGAAUAGAAGAAAUCACACAAAUGUGUCUGACUUCAUCCUUGUGGGAUUGACAGACUCUGAAGAGAUCCGGCUGGUCCUCUUUAAUCUCUUUCUUCUGAUAUACCUGGUUACUGUGCUGGGGAAUGCAGGGAUGAUACUGAUCAUUCGCUUGGAUCCACAGCUGCACACCCCCAUGUAUUUUUUCCUCAGCCACCUGUCAAUACUUGAUCUCAGUUACUCAACAGUCAUUACCCCUAAAGCUUUAGAGAACUUGUUGACUGCGAAGAAAUAUAUUUCAUAUGGGGGUUGUUUUACCCAGAUGUAUUUUUUUAUCUCCUUGGCUGCCACUGAAUGUUUUCUUCUCUCUUCAAUGGCCUAUGAUCGCUAUGUAGCUAUCUGCAAACCUCUACAAUACCCAGUUAUUAUGUCCACUACACGGUGCCGCUCACUCGUCACUGCAUCUUACGUAUUUGGCUUUAUUGACUCCAUUAUCACUGUACUUGGCAUGAACACCUUGCAUUUCUGUAACUCCAAUGUAAUCCACCACUUUUUCUGUGACACACUUCCAAUAUUAGCUCUGUCCUGCACUGACACACGUAAUGCUGAGAUCAUAAUAUUAAUUCUUGCUAGUUCUACUUUAGUGGCAUCUCUCAUCACAGUCUUUGUGUCCUAUGUGUCCAUUUUUUCUACUAUCUUGAAAAUCAAUUCCACAUCAGGAAAGCAAAAAGCCUUCUCCACCUGUGCCUCUCACCUCCUGGGAGUCACCAUCUUCUAUGCUUCCAUGAUUUUUACCUAUUUAAAGCCACGUAGUUCCUACUCCUUGGGGAAAGACCAAAUAGCCUCUGUUUUUUAUACUAUUGUGAUCCCCAUGCUGAAUCCACUCAUUUAUAGUCUUAGGAACAAAGAAGUGAAAAAUGCUCUCUGUAGAGUUGUGCAGAAGGCAGGGAGUACGAGGCAUUUAAGAUGA